Messenger RNA from Ilex paraguariensis (yerba mate), 356 nucleotides. NCBI's taxonomy places the organism in Eukaryota, Viridiplantae, Streptophyta, Magnoliopsida, Aquifoliales, Aquifoliaceae. The record is from the annotation of a GenBank genome assembly.
AUGUCGAGCGACAGGAUUCCAGUUGAGGUGUGUAAGGGCAUCAAUGGCCUCGAGAAGAUCGUCCUUCGCGAGGUUCGCGGCAGUUCUGCCGAGGUUUAUCUGUAUGGGGGUCAUGUGACAUCUUGGAAGAAUGAGCAUGGGGAGGAGUUGCUGUUUGUCAGCAGUAAGUUUGACUGCCCUACGCCCAUAUAUUUAGCAUAAAGUUUGGCAGUAGAAAGUGCAUCCUGGUAGAAACUUGUUAAGUAAAGUUGCACUGAACAUUUCUUGGCUAUCAAUCUGUUUAAAGUUUGCAAAUGUUUAAAGUGCGGUUUAAUGGGUUGGGAAGCUGAGAAAAUUGUACAACCGCAAGGUACAUA